Molecule: messenger RNA, 4337 nt
Organism: Pyrgilauda ruficollis (rufous-necked snowfinch)
Lineage: Eukaryota; Metazoa; Chordata; Aves; Passeriformes; Passeridae
Gene: YAP1
Product: Yes1 associated transcriptional regulator
Exons: 9
Coding region: 291-1817 (508 amino acids)
Biological process (GO): hippo signaling; positive regulation of transcription by RNA polymerase II
Cellular component (GO): cytoplasm; nucleus
Molecular function (GO): protein binding; transcription corepressor activity; transcription coactivator activity
Source: RefSeq, a predicted model, not a curated record
UGAUUCGGGCGGGCGUAACUGCGAACUUUUGUUUGGUGUGUUGUGUGAGUUAGUUUCCGCCGCCGGGACAGAGGCGCCGGCCGGGCUGGGCCGGGCUCGGGGAAACGCCGCACGGCCAGAGUUGUUUUGCCAGUUGCCGCGGGCGGGUCGGCUUCCCGACCGAGGGGUGAGAAGCACCGGCGACAGCAGGACGAGCCCGCGGCCCGGGGAGCGGGGCAUGCGGGACUGGGAAUCCGGGCUCUGAGCCGCCGAGCCCCGCCAGGGAAGCGCCGGGGGGUCCCGACGGAGCCAUGGAUCCUGGGCAGCCUCAAACGCAGCAGCCGCCGCAGGCAGCGCAGCCCCCGGCCUCGCAGCAGCAGCAGCCGCCGCCGCAGCCCCCUGGCCCGGUGUCGGGGGCCCCGGCCGGCGCGGCGCAGCCCCCGGGUGCGGGGCCCCCUCCGGCGGGGCACCAGAUCGUCCAUGUGCGGGGCGACUCGGAGACCGACUUGGAGGCGCUGUUCAACGCGGUGAUGAACCCCAAGGGCGCCAACGUGCCACACACGCUGCCCAUGCGACUGCGGAAACUGCCCGACUCCUUCUUCAAGCCGCCCGAGCCCAAGGCCCACUCCCGCCAGGCCAGCACUGAUGCCGGGACAGCAGGAGCCCUGACCCCACAGCAUGUCCGAGCUCAUUCCUCUCCAGCAUCACUGCAGCUGGGAGCUGUUUCUCCAGGGACACUUACACCCUCUGGAGUAGUGACUGGACCUGGAGCUCCAUCUUCUCAACACCUCCGCCAGUCUUCUUUUGAGAUCCCUGAUGACGUACCUUUGCCACCAGGUUGGGAGAUGGCUAAGACACCAUCUGGACAGAGAUACUUUCUUAAUCACAUUGAUCAAACAACAACAUGGCAAGAUCCUAGGAAGGCCAUGCUUUCCCAGAUGAAUGUUACAGCUCCCACCAGUCCUUCUGUGCAGCAGAACAUCAUGAACUCAGCAUCAGGCCCACUCCCCGAUGGAUGGGAACAAGCUAUGACCCAGGAUGGAGAAAUUUACUACAUAAACCAUAAGAACAAGACCACAUCUUGGCUAGACCCAAGGCUUGACCCACGCUUUGCCAUGAAUCAGCGAAUCAGCCAAAGUGCUCCAGUCAAACAGCCACCUCCUCUGGCUCCUCAGAGUCCCCAGGGUGGUGUGAUGGGAGGGAGUAGCUCCAAUCAGCAGCAACAGAUGAGACUUCAGCAGCUACAGAUGGAGAAAGAAAGGCUGAGACUGAAGCAUCAAGAACUGCUUCGGCAGGUGAGGCCACAGGCAUUGCGGAAUAUCAAUCCCAGCACAGCAAAUUCUCCAAAACAUCAGGAAUUGGCUCUCCGUAGCCAGCUUCCAACAAUGGAACAAGACGGUGGAUCUCAAAACCCCGUGUCAUCUCCUGGAAUGUCUCAGGAACUGAGAACAAUGACUACAAAUAGUUCUGAUCCCUUUCUUAACAGUGGAACAUAUCACUCCAGAGAUGAAAGCACAGAUAGUGGACUUAGCAUGAGCAGUUACAGUGUACCCAGAACCCCAGAUGACUUCCUGAACAGUGUUGAUGAGAUGGAUACAGGUGACAGUAUCAGCCAAAGUAACAUACCAUCCCAUCAGAACCGUUUCCCAGACUACCUUGAAGCCAUUCCAGGGACAAAUGUGGACCUUGGGACACUGGAAGGAGAUGGAAUGAAUAUAGAAGGAGAAGAACUGAUGCCAAGUCUGCAAGAGGCUUUGAGCUCUGACAUCCUUAAUGACAUGGAAUCUGUCUUGGCAGCCACCAAGCUAGAUAAAGAGAGUUUUCUUACUUGGUUAUAGGGGCCUCAGGGAGACUGAAUUCUAAAUCUGUGAAGGAUCUAAGGAGAUUAGGACAUCUGUAUCUGAAGUUCAGAACAAGCCAGUGUGGUGCACUUUGGCUUGUGUUCAGAAAAAGUAAAUGAACAAAUACUCAACAAGUUUGUUUGGGUUUGCUCUUCCUUGUCCAUCGCUGCUGUUAUAUAUUGCUGACUUUUUUUCACAGUUGACUCUGAAGAACAGACAUCUUCUUGAUCUUUUUCUAUUGCUGUUGCAACUACUGUUGGAGGGGGGUGGGGAGGGAUGAUGAGCCUAUUUUGGUUGACGAAUGCCAUUCCUUUUGUCCUAGUGUGCGCUUGCGUAUCAUUUUAUCUAAGUACUCAGAUUUGAGAGUUAAUUUCUGCAUGUCACUGCUUGUAGUUUGCUCAGCUAGUUGUCUCCUGCUGCCUGUGGCAAGUGGUAAAACAUGACAUACUGGGGUGACAAGCCAAAAAUGACGUAUCUGGUCAAAAGAAGUCAAUACUGAUUUGGAGAUACGACGUAGAGGAGGGCUGAAGACUGUUUGGCAUUAAGUGUUUCUACUAGUAGCUCUUGCAUUAGCCACAAAGUGCUCUUGUUUGUAUUUUAUGUUAUAGUAAAUCAUGAGUCAUUUUACAUAGAAACAUAUAUGAACUUUGAUUGUUGCCACAUACUCUAGCCUAACUUCCAUUUUUCAAAAUUACUUUGAUUAUUUUUGUUAGUUGGUUUAACUGUAGCUGUAGGAUGGGAAGUAAUUAUAGAUGUUCUGGGGUUUUUUUUAAUAGUGAAAUCUAAGGGUUUUUUUCUGAUUUCACACAGUCUUAUUUAAAUCUAAAUUGUCUGCUUUUUUUAUACUUAAACCAUGCUAUUGUAGCCUGAUAAGCUAGUGAGUACAUAAACCAGUAUGUUUUGCCUCUAACUUUUUUAUUUUUUUAAAGGCUAGCUUUGAAUGUAAUCAUUAGAUUUCAUGACCAGUGGCUUAUUUUUCAUGUGUAUUUGCGAGACUUUGAAUUAGAAUCUGAUUACAGCAAUGUAAAAGAGUCCUUUGUCAUGUGUACAAAUUUUAAAUGCAUCUUAAAGUAGCAGAACCAUUUUAAAAUUACAUCUAAUCUCCCUUCUGGUUUUCAGUUUUGAUCUCUAAGUGAGUACAGAUUUUAAAAUCCUUAAUGGGAAAAAAAUUUAUGAAAAGUUUCUCUUAAGUCAACACACACAAAAAUUCUGAAUUAUUAGUAUCACUGUAUGUUGCAAUGAAAAGGCUAGAACACCAAAAAACUUCUCAAUAAAAACUUCUAAGUGUAAUAGUUACCAAGUUCUGUUUGGUGAAAAAUAAGCCCUGGACACUAUAUGUAGAAGAAUGUAAAGUUAUGUGUUAGAUGGUGACAUGAGCAGGUAAUGAAGUGUAUAUUAGUAGUAGAGCUUAGCAUGGGGUAGAGGUGAAUAUGAAUCAUUUUUAUUUUAACAGGAAAAGAUGUAUCACUAAGUUGUCUGCAGGAGUUGACAAAAGUUUCCAAAGAGUAUUUUUAAAUGAACAAAAUGAGCGUGAAUCAAACUUUCAAUAUAAGCUAUGAAUUUUUGUGGGGCUUUUGGGUUUUUUUUCUGAUGAAAAAUAGUGUCACCAGUUAACACCUCUAUAAUUAAGGGCCUGUCACCAUUUUCAACAGUGAGCCUUUAUUUCCAAGGGUGUGUAACAUGACUGUAAAGAUACCAUAAGUAUGAAACUUAGUUUUGAAAAAAAACUCUCAGUUAGCAGGGACUUCUCCUGAGGAGAGAUUUUUUGGGGUUUACUGUUUUGCAUUUUUUCAAGACACUGAUUUAAGCUAGGAACAAAUCAGCAAAACAACAAAAAACCCCCCAUCAUAUUACUAUUACCAUUUGGAUUUCUUUUAUGCUUCAGAAAUAAUUCUGGUUUAGGAUGAUGUAAAGAAUGAAAACUCUUAACCAAAUCCUGUUUUAAAAACUGAAGCAGCAGAGGCAGAGAUUUGAAAUUUGCAACUAUAAAUGUACAUUUACUACUUUACAUAAAUAUUUUAGUGUUUGAAAAACACAAAAUUUUAUGGCUUGUUCUGGGAUACAGGCAAAUUUUAAAAUAAUAAUUUUUAAAACAUAUUCACAAUUAUAUAUAUUCUGCUACACCAAUAAUUCAGCGAUUAAUAGGCCACUUAUAUCGUGCAAUGACACAGUAGCUCCUAAAGCAGUGUUAUUGUGUCCAAGAUAGGGAUUUUAGUAGCAUUUUUGUAAUUUCAUUAUGAAUUCCUCUCUUUCCCUCCCUUCAGGAAAAGAAAAAGACACUAAGUUUUCCUAACUUGAACAAUCUGACAUAAAACCACAACAGCAAGGAAAUUCAGAGUAGAUUCUGUUUCAGCUGUCUUCCACAGUUGUAUCCAGGUAUCAUAGCACAUAGAGAAUCACAGAAUAAACUGAGUUGGAAGGGACCCAUCAGGAUCAUCAAUUCCAACUCCUGGCCCUGCACAGGAAACCCCAAGCUUCACACCAUGUGCCUGAGAGCAUUGUCCAAACACUUGAACU